AUGGCCUGUUCUGAUAACAGGGCUAACGACGUUCCUAACAUCGCAAUUGAUGGUGCCUUGGGCAGAGUACCUAACAGGAGAGAGGAGAAGGAAAAGGUACGAAAGCAGCGAGAGGAGCUUGAAAGGAAGGCACAAGAAGAAGCUUAUGAGGAGAUGGCUGAAAAGCUAGCCAACAACAAGGGUAGUGAAGCCGACAAUGACGGUGAUGAAGCUGACAACGAGGGUGAUGGAGCCGACAAAAAGGCUGAGACGAUAGUGCACGAGACGUGUGACGAGAAGCUCGGACAGAACACUAAGAAGGCCGAGGAGAAGCCGGGUGAGAAGAAAGAUGAUGAAGCCGACAACGAGGGUGAAGAAGCCGGGAAAAAGGCGGAGACUAUAAUGCACGAGAAGUGUGCCGAGAAGCACGACAAGAGCACUGAGAAUGCCGAGGAGAAGACGCACGAUCAGAAGACCGAAACGGACACAAACAACACCAUAGACAAGACCAUCGAUGAGAAGACCGAAAAAUCCAACGUUCCUCCGCCUCAUAAUAACGCGCCCAAGAAGCGGAAGGCCAAUGACGACGACGAAGAGACUCCUCGAAAGCGAUCCCGAGAGAACAUCCUACAGAAGCCGAAGCAUGCCCCGAAAGCUAAGCCACGAGAGGCAGAGCAGAAAACCCCCGAAAAGGCACCCGAGGAGAAGAAGAUAUACAAAUGGCAGGUAGUCAGACAGGGGAAGACAUACAAGAAGGGAAAUCAGAGAGAAAUUAUCUGUGGGCCAUACGAUCUGCCACAGCUUUCGGAACCUCCUACAACGUUGAAGCUUCUCGAGGAGAUGAAGAGGAAGACGAGGGGAGACGGUGGUGGCGAUGCAUGA
Mytilinidion resinicola is the source of this 861-nucleotide messenger RNA. RefSeq lists its product as uncharacterized. The coding region runs from base 1 to 861 and encodes 286 amino acids. The transcript has a single exon. The record is from RefSeq and is a predicted model, not a curated record. NCBI's taxonomy places the organism in Eukaryota, Fungi, Ascomycota, Dothideomycetes, Mytilinidiales, Mytilinidiaceae.